Molecule: messenger RNA, 1288 nt
Organism: Lycium barbarum (goji berry)
Lineage: Eukaryota; Viridiplantae; Streptophyta; Magnoliopsida; Solanales; Solanaceae
Product: protein RGF1 INDUCIBLE TRANSCRIPTION FACTOR 1-like
Exons: 4
Coding region: 197-874 (225 amino acids)
Source: RefSeq, a predicted model, not a curated record
CACCGCCUCCAAUUCCUAUAUUUCCCAAACCAAAAACCCCUCUUAACAAAUUUUCUCUUAACAAACAAAUACUCUCACUAAUACAAAAGCGUUACUUACUCUCAAGAAAUACAACAGUUUCUUUUCUCCUUUCAAGCUGGCGAUCGAUAAUCAAGACACCACUGUCCGUGAAUUCAAGCCUAAGAACAGGCGUAUUAUGGGAGCUGGAGGACCUGAUGAGGAGGAUAAUAAGUGGCCACCAUGGUUGAAGCCAUUGUUAAAAGAACGUUUCUUUGUUCAAUGCAAAUUACAUGCUGAUUCACAUAAGAGUGAAUGUAAUAUGUACUGUUUGGAUUGUAUGGAUGGUGCUCUUUGUUCUCUUUGUUUAUCUCAUCACAAGGACCAUCGUGCCAUUCAGAUUAGGAGAUCAUCAUACCAUGAUGUGAUAAGGGUGAAUGAAAUACAGAAGUAUUUGGACAUCACUUCAGUUCAGACCUACAUUAUCAACAGUGCUAAGGUUGUCUUCUUGAAUGAGAGACCACAACCUAGGCCAGGCAAAGGUGUCACUAAUACCUGUGAUGUUUGUGAAAGGAGCCUUCUUGACUCCUUCAAAUUCUGCUCUCUUGGUUGCAAGAUUGUUGGGACAUCAAAAAACUUUGUGAAGAGGCCAAGGCCAAAACAAUCACCGGAGAAGAAAAGGUCACCGGUGGCAACCUAUGACUCCGAGGAUUCUUACAGCAGUAGCAGCCAUGGUCGGCACAACAGCCCAAUCAACAAGGUUCAAAGUUUCAGUCCGUCAACACCCCCUCCAACUUCUGUUAAUUACAGAACAGCCAAGCGAAGAAAGGGAAUUCCACAUCGAGCCCCAAUGGGAGGACUAGUUAUGGGAUAUUAAUCAAGUCCAAGUCCAAGUAAUCAGAAUGCAGCUUCCUCCAAACUCAUUAAAACACUAGUGCUUUCUCUAGAAAAGGCCAGUGUUUGAUAAGUAUUGUAUAUAUACUUUAUAGGUACUAGUAUGUAAUGGGAAAAGUUGGAGGAGGGGUGGAAGUUUAAAUAAGAAAAUGUGAAGGGACUAAUAGGGUUAAAAGUUAGAAGGUGGGCUUAGAAAAUAAGCCAUAUAUGUUAUUAUUAUAUGGUAUGAUAUGAUGAAAUAUCGUAUACUAUACUAUAUGAUGAAAUAUCAUAUACAGCGACUCUGGGCUUUAGGAGUGGUUAUACAUAAGUUUUGUUUGUUUUUUUCUCUCGUGUAAUCAAAAAUGUAAAUAUAAUGUUCCUGUAGUUUGGAUAUUUUAACAACCGUGUUUAUCUU